This is a messenger RNA of Salmo salar (Atlantic salmon), 2383 nucleotides long. RefSeq lists its product as uncharacterized. Gene Ontology annotation, cellular component: membrane. The record is from RefSeq and is a predicted model, not a curated record. NCBI's taxonomy places the organism in Eukaryota, Metazoa, Chordata, Actinopteri, Salmoniformes, Salmonidae.
UGCUUUAAUAGGAGCGAGGGCCUGGCUUACUAUUGUCUGCCUGGGCUCUGAGGGUUUGUGUGUUUCUAUCUCAGUAAGAGGGAGAAUUGGGAUAAACAGCUCACAGAUGAUGGACAUUGAGUUGAUGAUUCGGUCAGUUUGGAUUAUGUAAGUGGAGAGAAGUCGUAACUAAACUAAAUUGCAUGCGAGACAUCUGUAUGCUGUAGCGGUGGAGGUCCAAGGAGCCUAGAAAUAACUAAGUCAGAAAAAGACCCGAGGGGCGAUAGGAAGUGUGUGCAUCUCAAGAGGCUUGGGUCGCAGCAGGUGCUUCCUCUGACAGACACACACGCCCGCCCGCUCCUUAUACUGACAUCUUCCUAGUCCAGUUAACCUUGCCACUCUCGCUCUCUCUCUCACACACAAGCGCUCUAAGGCUGUGCCCUUGCCCAGAGAAACUGAAGAAUGGAAGGCUCCAGAAUAUCUCUCCAUCUUCUCUUCUUCCUUCUGAUUGGACAAGCUUCACACACCAGCAUUACUCAGCCUCAGACCACUAAUGCCAUAUAUCCAACUGACAUAACCUCCAUUACCCAAGAGGAAAACACCUCCAGCUCUCCCACAGAGGCCACCACAGGCUGCCUCAUCAAGCCCCAGUUGGGCUUCAUAGUGGUGACCUGCGCCGGGGGCCUGGUCCUGGUUCUGCUCGUCUCUACUGUGGUCCUGGCCUCCCAGGUGUGCAGUCUUAGGCGCCAGGCCCGUGCCCCUCGCCCUGCCCGCAGUAACGUGGACCUGGUGAGUGGCGCGGGCUACUGGGACACGGAGCACUCUGAGAGGGGCAUAGUGGGGCCCUGCGAUACCAGUGUCAUGUUGGAGGAGGUCCGUGUGGAUGGAGAAGAGGAUGAAGAGCAGGGGGAAGAAGAGAAGGAGGAAAGGGAGGAGGAGCAGGCAGAAGGGGUCAGGGGCCAAAUGGGGGAUGUGGGAACAACUGGCGAAAUGGCCAUGCAGAUGCAGAGUUCCAGCUCCAGGGAUUUGUGUCUGGAAAUCCCCCAGGAUCUAGAGAACAUGCCCCUAGUGGUGUGAGUAGAGCAUUGCAUGCACUCCCUCUCCAGCCUCAGAGAGCCAUGGCCUGGCUCGGAGCUGAACUUCACUCAGGCAUAGAUAAACAGGCCAGAUCAGCUCCAGUCUUGUGCCUCAAGUCAAAACAAAGAGUAUUUGUUCUUUUUUAUAAGUACUCCAGCUAUAUGUAAUCAAUUUUAGGAGCUUUUACAUAUUUGCUUUGUAAACUGCAUUAAUCUGAUGUAAUUUGGAAUGAUUUUGUCUCAAAUUGAUUUCCAUAGAGAACAUUUGAAUAGGCUGUUGGGAGCAGCAAGACAUUCGUUUGAAAUAAUGUGCUACAAACAGCACACUACUGCCAACUGCCCAAGUUAAUUACACUUACUACGAAGGUUCAGGAUCUUUGUACGGGUGGGUCACAUAUUUUACAUUUGAGUCAUUUAGCAGAAGCUCUUAUCCAGAGUGACUUACAGGAGCAACUAGGGUAAAGUGCCUUGCUCAAGGGCAUAUAGACAGAUUUGUCACCUAGUCGGCUAUGGGAUUGAAAACAGUGACCUUUUGGUUACUGGCCCAAUGCUCUUAACUGCCCAAUUCGAUCAUGUUCGCAGUACACUUUUCCAACUUCACAUAAUGGCAGUAGUACUGAGAAUAUUUGAUUAACUAAGUGUAAUAAAAGGGUAUUAAGCUUAAGUAGAAAGUAUAUUUUGUUGAAGAUGGACACGCGUCAAAUUGAGAUACCUGGUUUUGGACUGGUUGUACUCUCAACUACAAUAUGUAAUAGAAUGGAAGCCCCGUCUCUAUUGACACUGUUGGCUAAAAGAUUCCUUCUCAGCAAACAAGCACUCAAACAUUUUCUCCCAUAUAUAUAACUGAAUGUGGUCGCUUCUCCCCAAGACAUUAAAUGUCAAACAUUUUAUAAUAUAUGUUGUCCAAUCUAACUGUCCUGUCUACCUGUAUUAAAAAAUAUAUAAUAAUAAAACACUCAAAUAUGCCAACAUGCUUGCUCAUCAGAUGUGAGAUCAGUUAGAAUUAUUACUUUCCACCAACUUGAUGUGAACUUCCUUCCUUUCAUCUGAAGUGAUUCCAUGCACAAAUACUAUACCAAGGGUAGACUUUGAACAUCUUGGUGCCAUCCUUGGCUGGGCACAGAGACGGCAUUGGGCCUGCCAAGCCUACUUGUUGAAUUAAUAAGUCUCCCCCUCAACCUUCACGUGUCAGUCAAGCAGUCCAGUCACAGAACUCCUAACUCUUUUGUUUCCACUCCUCUCUACUAAGUCUAACUUCUUUUCUCUUUUCUGUAAAAUUACAAUAUUUGUUUAAAUGCCACAACCCAAAUAAAUGGCAGUUUUGUGAA